Molecule: messenger RNA, 340 nt
Organism: Racocetra fulgida
Lineage: Eukaryota; Fungi; Glomeromycota; Glomeromycetes; Diversisporales; Gigasporaceae
Source: the annotation of a GenBank genome assembly
AUGCCAAAACGUUCAAGAUUCUAUGGGAAACGAAACUCUGAUUCAUAUGAUGACAGUUUAACUGAGGCAGUCAUUUCCGGUUUGAAAAACAAGAAAGACGAAAUCAGGACUUUUAUCCCUACCGACGAAGAAAUGGAUCCGAAGAGGAAGAUAAGAGAAGAUAACCAAUCGAAUAAUCUGUUUCAAUAUCCUGAAAAAAUAAAUGAAGAUGACGAUGAAUUUCUUGAAAAUGAAGCAAUUAUCGAAAAAAUUGAUGAGAAUUCGCUAUUGGAUGAAAUUCGAUUGCCAUCAGUAAACAUCAAUAAUAAAACAUCAGAGGAGUUCCUUGAUACAAAUCAGG